ACAUAUAUCCUCUGGUAUAUGAUGUGCUUUCGCAUAUGGUAUAAAUAAUCAUAGUGGGUCGCCAUUGAAGCUUUUAACGAACCCCUUUUAUUGCAUGUAAUGCACAGACACACCAACAGAGGGCAGUAAUAUCCCUUCAACAUACAUUGUAAAAUUACUAUUACAACAAUCCCACUUAAUUUUACCAUGGAGUUCACUUACUUGACUGCCAUUGCUUAUUUCUUUCAAAAAAAAUAUGCACCUAUAUCACAGUGUUACUAGAAAAUAAACAUUUUCUCUUUUGUUUUGAACUCACACAAAAAAGUACUAUGUUAAUCUUAGACAAAACUAUUAUUCUUCAUUACAGUUAAAUGCUCGCCAUCUUAACAUAAGCAUAGUAUAGGCAUGUUAAGUAUAUGAUAACCCUUUUAAACUGAACACAGUCCAAUCUUCCCUCUGAGAUACUCAAACUUUUGUCUAGGCAGUGGUUUGGUUACCAAACUCCUUCUUGUGCAGCUUGGCUCAAAGCAAUAUACUCAGCCUCUGCAGUUGAAAGUGCAACAGUUGCUUGUUUCUUGCUAAGCCAACUAACGGCACCUCCUGCAAGUAGAAAGAUGUUUCCAGUUGUAGAACGUCGAUCAUCCUGAUCACCUGCCCAAUCAGCAGCUGAAUACCCAACCAAGGUUCCUGUUUCUGUUCUUUGAUAUUUGAGUCCCAGGUUUAGCGUUCCUUUCAAAUAUCUCAGGAUUCUUUUCACAGCUGUAAGGUGUGUAGUGUUUGGGUUUGCAUUGAAUCUUGACACCACACUCACUGCUUGCGCUAUAUCUGGUCAUGUGGCCAUGGCAGCAUACAAUAAACUUCCAACCAUUGACUGAUACAUGCUUGGGUUUGCAGGUUUACUGACAUCAUCACUCUUUCUUAAUUUGACAUUUGUGUCAGCUGGAGUUGCUACUGGAUUGGCACUGUCCACUUCAUACUUUUGUAGUAUGUUUUCAAUAUACUGUCUCUGUUGAAGCACAACAUGGUUUUUGGCCUUGUCUUGGACCACUGAGAUGCCCAGAAUGUAGGAUAGCUCACCCAUGUCCUUCAUUUUGUAGUGUUUCUUCAGAGUGUCCUUUAAGUUCUUCAUGCUCUCUGCUGAUUCUGUAAUCAAAAUCAGAUCAUCACCAUACACAGCCAAUAUUUCCAACUCCUGACCUGUUCUAACAAACACACACUGAUCUGAAGUACUCUGUGUAAAACCAAUGCUUUUCAUGAACUCUGUAAAAGCUUUGCUCCAGCAACGUGGAGACUGCUUCAGUCCCUAUAUUGACUUGUUUAGUUUGCACACUUGAUGUUCCUGCCCAGGUUUGAUGUAACCCUCUGGCUGCUCCAUGUAGAUUUCCUCUUCCAGGUGUCCAUUCAAGAAUGCAGUCACAACAUCCAUUUGAUGCACAUUUAGAUUGUUUUGCACAGCAAAUGACAACAAUGUACGAAUUGAACCAAAUCGUACAACUGGAGAGAAUGUUUCAUCAUAGUCUGCACCAUAAAUCUGUGAAUAGCCUUUGGCAACAAGUCUGCACUUGUAUCUUUCCACUUGUCCAUCACUGUGAUGCUUAACUUUAAAGACCCAUUUUGAUCCAACUGCUUUGCGAUCCUUUGGUAGCUCCACUAAAUCCCAUGUGCCAUUUUCCAGCAGUGACUCAUAUUCCAAAUCAGCUGCUUCUUUCCACUCCUUUGCAUUUGGACUUGACAUAGCCUCUUCCAGUGUAUUUGGUUCUGUGACACAACAGAUGUUCGCAUAAUGAUUGUUGGAGCCAAGUCCAGGCCAAUAUUUUACUCAGUUACAUCAUGCCAUAUUUAAGUAUUUGUCAUGAUCUUUAAGUUUCUAUUAUAAUCUUGAUCAUUUUAUGUUAUAAUGUAAUAGGCUGUGCUCCAUAAAUUAAUCCUGCUUUGUUAGUCUGUUGUUGUUGUAAAGUGUUGAUAGAUGUCGUAAAGGGGGUGUAUAUUUGGCCCGCAUGCGGAGGGGUGUGGGUAAAAGGUUAGGUAAGCAAGCAGGACGUGGAGCAACAGUUUUCUGACCGUCGCCGUUUUAAUGUUAUAUUUUUUGUAACAUAAAGGGAAUGUAAACGGAGCUCCCACCAGAGGUAUUUGUUUUGUACCUUUCGAUUUGUAUGGAGAAUAAAUGUUUUGCCCCUUUUUUCCUUCGCCUCGUUUUUGCUACCGGAAGGCAUCCAAGCGACUUAACAAGAGCACGAGUCAGAAACUUUACGUCCUGCAGAAGCGGCAAAGAAGGACCGAAGGUUGCCGCUACAAUGAUCAACUGUAGCUACAUCAACAAACUCCUCUAAUCCACAUCUCUUUGGAGGUCUUCUGAUCCGCUGAUCUCCUUUUACAGCCUCACUGGCAUUGAUGCAUCAAUUGAUGUAUAAUUUUGAAUGCAUAUGUGCAGUAGACAUAAUCAGGUGACCUCAAUAAGUCACAUGGUGAGCUAUGGAGAUGACAUCAAAAGUUCACAUGAUGACCUAUCGAGGUCACCUCACCCAAUAACCUCUGCUGAUAAUGACCCAUGCCUUUUUUCACACCUUGCUUGUAUAUCUUGUAUAUCUGUAUUGAUACAGACUAAGGAGGAAUAAUGCUUUAUAAAUGAAUGAAGCACUUACUAAUACUUUACUAAUGCCCAAUAGCGUGUCAUUAUUAUUAAGUGUUACCACUGAUUUUAAAUGAUUUGUCAUUGUGACUAAGCUGUCCAGUUAGAACGAAGAAUGGCAAUCACCUCUAAACAGGCUAACCUUUGAUCUCCAUAAAGGUUAUGCAAGGCAGAGUAAAAUGCUGCUUCACUGACUGUCAGUGUUGACUAGCAGCAGUGUGUCUCCCUUGUUCUCCACACAGAGAACAAAAUGAAGAAAAAAUAUUCUCUGGAGGAGAAUGGCACUCGAAGACUCUCCUUUGCAGACGAUGGUGUCCAGUGGCGAACUGGAUCUGAGAUCAUCAAUCCAGAUGAUCCUUGUGUGCACAGCUGUGAAAGGGAUCACCCUUCCUCAUUUAGAAAAUAUCAGCAGAGCUUGCAGAUGCUCAAGCCCUUGCGUUUUUCCUCACCACAGCCCCACCCUGUGGACAAUGCAGGUUUCCUGUCCUUCAUGACUUUUGCCUGGAUGACCCCCUUGAUGUGGUCCAUUUUUAGGAAUAAGCUGGACAUCUCCGAGCUAAAGUUGUCUCCUUUUGAUAUUGCUGACACCAGUGCACAAAGGUUUCAGAGACUCUGGGAUGAAGAAGUGGCAAAGAGGGGUCUGGAAAAAGCCUCACUGGUUCGUGUGGCCUUUCACUUUCAACGAACCAGGCUGAUUGUUUCUGUCAUUAUUGGUAUUCUUGCCAUGGUUUCAGCAUUUUUGGGCCCGGCUGUACUGAUCAACAUGAUCUUGAAUUAUAUUGAAAACCCAGAGGAGUCCGUGUCCAACACAGUGUCCUAUGGUGUUGGUUUGUCCAUUGGUCUGUUCACCACAGAAUGUUGCAAAGCUCUCCUAAUAUCCUUGCUGUGGGCAAUAAACCUGCGCACAGCAGUGAGACUGAAAGGGGCUUUCUCUACAGUGGCUUUUCAGAAAAUCAUAUCGCUGCGGGUAUACAGCGGUGUUUCAAUGGGAGAGAUGAUUAACAUUUUGACCAGUGAUGGCCAGAGAAUGUUCGAGGCUGUAGUGCUUGGGAGCUUUGUGCUGUCUAGCACAGUGCUCUAUGUUUUGUGUAUUGUCUACACAUGCUACAUCCUGGGCUACACCGCACUGACUGGAAUCUUCACAUACUUGAUUUUUGUCCCUGUACAGAUUUUCUUGGCCAAACUCAUAAAUAAAUUCAGAUGGAAGUCCUUAUUGAUAACCGACAGCAGAGUUCGCACGAUGAAUGAGAUUCUCAACAGUAUAAAGCUAAUCAAGAUGUACGCGUGGGAAGAUUCUUUUGAGAAGACGAUUACAGGCUUAAGGAAAAAUGAAAAGAAACAACUACAGAAGGUCAGUUAUGUCCAGACUAUUAAUAUAAGCAUCGCCAACAUCCUACCCUCCAUUGCCACUAUCCUCACCUUUCUGGUUCACACUUUGUUGGGGUUACCUCUCAGCACUUCUGAUGCUUUUACCACAAUUGGCAUCUUCAACUGCAUGAGGUUCUCCCUCGUUGUCCUGCCCCCGUCUGUGAAGGCCACAGCUGAGGCUGUUGUAGCACUAAAACGAUUAAGGAAAAUUUUGCUGAUCCAGAAUCCUGAGCCCUACCUGAUGAAAAAGGUAGAUAAUGACUCGGCUAUAGUGAUGAAAAAUGCUACAUUUUCCUGGACCAGACCUGAAAGCCAGUCUUCCCCCCCACCCAGCACAGCCAACGGAGUGUCAGAACACAAGACAGCUGAGACUGAAUCCUCAUCAGCAUUGAAAAACAUCUCCUUCACACUGCCUAAGGGCAACCUGCUCGGUGUCUGUGGGAAUGUGGGGAGUGGAAAGACAUCACUGAUUUCCAGCAUUUUGGAACAGAUGCACCUUCUUCGGGGCUCCAUCACAGCCGAUGGGACAUUUGCUUACGUCUCCCAGCAGGCCUGGAUUUUUCACGGAACUGUUCAAGAAAAUAUCCUCAUGGGGGAACCGUUUGACCAAACCAAGUAAUUGAUAAUUUAACAUAAAUCAGCGCUUGUCACUAUUUUUGAGUAGCUAAGACUUGAAUAUGAAAAGAACAGGUAUUAUUAUAAAAUAAGGAGAUUUCAUUUGAGGCAAUAUGAUUUUAAUUACUGCACCAACCAAGACUAUGAAAAUGAGGGCAAGCGUUUUAGAUUUGACUAUAUAUUCCCUGUGACUUUACCUUACAUGAAAAAUGUUUAACUAGGAGAAAGUUCAUCUUAUCUUUGUGAAUUUGCAUCUGAUAAGAAUGUAAUAAAGGUGGAGGUCAUCUUCAUUAUCUGACAGGGUUACAAUAGGAAGUAGGGAUGCACCGAUACCACUUUUUUGGAAAACGAGUACGAGUACUUGCAUUUCAGUACUCGCCGAUACCGAUACAGAGUACUUA
Messenger RNA from Haplochromis burtoni (Burton's mouthbrooder), 4992 nucleotides. Its product is annotated as ATP-binding cassette sub-family C member 12. The record is from RefSeq and is a predicted model, not a curated record. Lineage: Eukaryota; Metazoa; Chordata; Actinopteri; Cichliformes; Cichlidae. Bases 2859 to 4595 code for a protein of 578 amino acids. The transcript has 13 exons. Gene Ontology annotation, molecular function: ATP binding; ABC-type transporter activity; ATP hydrolysis activity. Gene Ontology annotation, cellular component: membrane. Gene Ontology annotation, biological process: transmembrane transport.